GAGUAUCAAUACCAAAUACUCUUUGUAACUGAAAUGCACAUUUUGUCUGCUACUGGCUGAAUACUAACUUAAAUAGCCAUCAUCUGCCUUAUUUCCAGAAUGCAGUAUUAUUCAUAUUAUCUAUGCUGUUCUUGUACUUUAUAGUGUUAAAUUAACUGACAUAUUAUCAUCAUGUAUACAUGUAUAUAUUACAUAUACUGUAUAUACACAUUGAUGCAAUAUAGCGCAAGUCGGUCAGUGAGGAGCUCGGUCCUUUCAGUGAGGGGUACAAGCCGUUUCCAAGGGAAUGCGCCAAUGAAAAGCGGCUUUCGCAUAGCAACGGUUGACGUCACACUACGACGUGCGCUCAACUUUCAGGCGUUAUGGGACGUGAUGACGUUUUCCGCUAGCCAGGGCCCUUCUCAGCCAUGCGCAUUGGGCUUGUUAUUGGCUUGGUUGUUAUGAGUGGCUGAGGCCUCGGACUAAAUUAGUAGAGAAACCCCCCGUCUCCGCCCCGGGACACCCCGCCAUGGAGGGCAUGGACAUGGACCUAGACCCGGACUUCAUGCAGAAAUUCAGCUGUAUGGGUACUACCGACAAAGACGUGCUCAUCUCCGAGUUCCAGAGGCUGCUCGGCUUCCAGCUGAACCCGGCCGGCUGCGCCUUUUUCCUGGAUAUGACCAACUGGAACCUUCAGGCAGCCAUUGGGGCUUACUAUGACUUUGAGAGCCCCAACAUCAAUGCACCUUCUAUGUCAUUUGUGGAGGAUGUAACGAUUGGGGAGGGAGAAUCUGUGCCCCCUGACACACCUUUCACAAAGACCUGGAGGAUACAGAACACAGGGACAGAGUCUUGGCCCCCUGGGGUAUGUCUGAAGUACGUGGGUGGUGACCAGUUUGGGCACGUGAACAUGGUGAUGGUGCGCUCGCUGGAGCCCCAGGAGGUGUCAGACGUCAGUGUGCAGAUGCGUAGCCCGGCCACCCCUGGCAUGUAUCAGGGCCAGUGGAGGAUGUGUACGGCCACUGGCCUCUUCUAUGGAGAUGUAAUCUGGGUGAUCCUGAGUGUAGAGGUUGGUGGCCUCCUGGGCGUCACACAGCAGCUCUCCUCCUUCGAGACAGAGUUCAACACUCAGCCCCAUCGCAGUGUGGAAGGUGACUUCAACCCCUUUGCCUCCCCUCAGAAGAGCAAACACGCAGCUGGAGAUGAGCGGCUCAAGGGCCCUGGGGCCCCAUGGGAAGGCCACUCUGAGCGGACCCAGCAAGAUCAAAAUGGACUGUCACACAGCUCUGUAAAUAUAACACCAAACAGUCUCCAAAACAACCUGUCAGUAGUGACGUAUGGCCAGGGCAUCCACGGACCCUACCCUUUCGGACAGUCUUAAGACACAGCCCCUCCCUGUGGCCCACGUGGUGCUGUGAACCAGCACCUCUGGCCUUAUCCCAUGCAAGGGGGGUGGCAGGGUGGAGUAUGGGCAGGGCAGGAGCAACUGCAACUUUCAUAUUGACACUUGACAUGACCCCCCCCCCCCCACCCCACCUUCCCCCCUGACAUCAACACGAAUGAAAACUGAAGAUAAGACUUUUUUUUGUUUUUUGUUCCUGAUAUGUAAUUCAUCCAACAUCAAACACCCAGCGUAUGCAUGUGUGAAUGCUAAAUUAAGAAAAGAGUGCUAUGAAUCUUUUAAAAGAAGUGGAAUAUGCAUUAUUUUUUCUUCUGUCUUUUUUUAGUUGUUGACACACAAAACCAAGUAGAGACUGCAGAGAGAGCAAGGGUGAGCGAGCGUGUGUCCGAGUGCAGCAUUCGAGUGAAGAAAGGGGGGAAAAAAGCCAUUGAAACAUUAGGUUUUUGUUGAACGACUGUAGUUGUUUGAAUAGACAUUUAUAAACUUUUUGAAUAUCCUUGUUUACCUGUUUUUCCCUUUUUUUUUUUUUGUCUUUUUUGCAGUUUUGUAACAAUGUUAUGGUGUAUACUUUUUGGGUGAUUAACGUACCCAGUUUAUGUGAAGAAACUAUUCCAGAGGAGACAAAGGAUUCAGAUUUCCCAGGAAUGGAGGAAGGGAGGACUAAGCUUGAUGCCGGUGCCUGCUUUAGCUUCUUCUCCUGACGUAGUCAGAGGCAGAACUGUUCACAUCACUGCCGAAUGAAUUUAAUGUUCCGGCUCUAAAUGUCUGCAGGGAUGUUUCCCUGUUCAGACAUUAUAAAAUAUACAAUACAUAUUGGUGCCCAUACACUGAAGAAUGGUGAGUUGGGCUGCAGUACCAUCCUACUCUGACGGAGGGCGAUACCAAUCAAAGCUACCCAUAGCUAACCUCAAACUGCUGGGUUAGCCUUGAUAGAGGCUCUCUUUUUUCACAUCCUGCUAGAGUCAGUUGUAGAAAUUCUUUGCUCCAUCACACGGCAAGUCUUUCGUUCAGUUUUUGGAGUUUGCCACGGAGCCAUCGGUGCGUGAGGAACCCCUCACUUACAUGCUGUCCGCAGUGUGAACGUACUGUACAGCAAGCCAGGGCACCAGUGGAGUGCGACGUGCCUUAAAGGAGACGAGGCUGGUCUCCCGUUCUCAGUUCAGCAGAGCACGUCGAGGAGUGUCCUGUCCCGGUUGUUUUUGUGUGUUAUACACUGUUUUCACAUGUGACACAUUGAAGUGUUGUUUUGUUGCACUUGUGAGCUGUCCCAAACAUGAGCUUCACUGAAGAGAGGCAGUUCACCUUUGGAAAAUGUUGCUUUAAAGUGUGCGUGUGUAUGUGCGCGUGCGUCUCUCAGUUUGUAGGUCGUGAGAUCGUUUGAUCACGUUUCGCAACAUGCAGAAGAUGCAUGGUUACGUUUAGUAAUUUUCUUCAUUAACGAUAGAAGACACUAUGAAACCACUUUUUGACUCCAGUUUUUUUUGUUUUUUUGCAUCUGUCAGCAGCAUUUGACAUUACUAUUUGACAUUGAUUUAUCAUAUUCGUGCAGAGGAGCGAGGCUGAUGUGGACAGUUAAUCCACUGACGCUAGAGGCGGAGAGAUCUCUGCCUGGCCUCUGAGGGCUCAACACGAAACAUUGAGCACAGCAGAGCGCGUCCUCUUGCCUUCUGCCCAAUGCACGACCUCAUCUGGACCCCACGGGCAUUCGUGACCAGCUACAUCUGUAACAGCUGUUUGCUUUAGGGUUAGUGUGGCUGUAAUUGGUGGUGCUCGUUGAUCGGUUUUUUUUUUCUUUUUUUUUUUUUGUCCUUUUUGGCUUAAACCACAAAUCUUCUCCACCCAAAAAGUAUACACUGUCCUGCCUUUCUCUUUCUUGUUUCCUUUUUCUCUUUUUAUUCUGUUCACUUUCUGGAUUUCUGCAAACAUUUUUGUGCAAAAGUGAUCUUUUUUUGAUUCCUGGAUAUGGAUGGUAUUUCCUUUUUCUGUGAUUUGGGUGAGUGUAGAGUUUUGUGUGGGGUAGUAUGGGGAAUGGAUGAGUCAGAUGUCUGUGCGAAGUCCAAUGAUAGCACAUUUUGAAGAGGAGGGGAAAAACUAAAGUAAUUUGACGCCUUUUACCUGUAUGUACAAAUGAACAUUUGUAUGAUUAAAU
Molecule: messenger RNA, 3530 nt
Organism: Scleropages formosus (Asian bonytongue)
Lineage: Eukaryota; Metazoa; Chordata; Actinopteri; Osteoglossiformes; Osteoglossidae
Gene: ilrun
Product: inflammation and lipid regulator with UBA-like and NBR1-like domains
Exons: 5
Coding region: 509-1360 (283 amino acids)
Biological process (GO): macroautophagy
Cellular component (GO): phagophore assembly site
Molecular function (GO): ubiquitin binding
Source: RefSeq, a predicted model, not a curated record